Molecule: messenger RNA, 1556 nt
Organism: Cuscuta campestris
Lineage: Eukaryota; Viridiplantae; Streptophyta; Magnoliopsida; Solanales; Convolvulaceae
Source: the annotation of a GenBank genome assembly
UUUCCCCGAGCUGAAAUUUGGACUUUCAGUGAAGAUGAUGAUGAUGACGUGUUCCGGCAGCGGCUCUGCAACUCCACUUACCCUCUCGUAUCAUCUUCCUCGCCGCGCUUUCUACCUUCCUCCCAUUUCCCGCACUCUCCGUCUCCAGAACGAUGCGCUUCGUCCGGAGAAUCUGACGGCGCGCAACUACUCUUCCUCCGCUCUGCCUUUCGAUCGCUCGCCUCCGCCCAUUGGUCACGACCUUAUCGAUGACGAAUUUGAUGCUGAUGAGGAGGCCUUAAGUGCAGUUGAAAAUGGAGUUGCGGUCGUGGAUCUUUCACAUUAUGGUCGGAUAAGAGUUAGUGGAGAACAUCGAGUUCAGUUUAUUCACAGUCAAAGUACCGCAAAUAUUGAGAUUCUUCAUGAAGGACAGGGGUGUGACACAGUUUUUGUAACACCAACAGCCCGUACCAUUGACAUUGCGCAUGCAUGGAUUAUGAAAAAUGCAAUUACUUUGGUGACCUCACCCGAGACAAGAGAGAGAAUAACAUCAAUGCUUAACAAGUACAUAUUUUUUGCUGACAAGGUGGAAAUUCAAGAUAUUACUAUGAAAACAAGUUUGUUUGCACUUGCAGGACCUAGAAGCCACAAAAUAAUAGAAGGAUUUGAUCUGAAGGACGUUUUACGACUACCAUAUGGUUCACACAAGCACUGCAUUGUGAAUGGGACCCCAAUUACUAUAGCAGUUGGAAAUAUCAUAUCUGAAGAAGGGUUUUUACUGUUGGUAUCACCAGCUUAUGCUAAAUCAAUCUGGAAAGCUCUUAAAGAUCAGGGUGCUGUACCCAUGGGUUCAAAUGCGUGGGAAACGUUGAGGAUACUACAAGGAAGACCAGCACCUGGUAAAGAGCUCACAGAUGAAUUUAAUGUUCUAGAGGCUAAUCUUUGGAAUGCCAUUUCUCUGGACAAAGGGUGCUAUAAGGGACAAGAAACCAUUUCUAGACUUGUUACAUACAAUGGAGUCAAACAAAGAUUGUGGGGAAUUCAUCUAUCAUCACAUGUAGAACCUGGCAGCAGCAUCUCCAUCAAUGGGGAAAAGGUUGGCAAACUUACGAGUGUCACAACUGGUGGACACGUAUCCAAGCCCUUUGGGUUGGGCUAUAUCAGGAAGAGAGCUGCUUCUGAGGGUGACAUUGUGAACGUUGGGGAUGGUGUCGUUGGGACAGUGGUGGAAGUCCCUUAUCUUGGUCGUCAACGUCUCCUAUCAUCAAAGAGUUGUGUUUAAAGAACGAAUUGAGUUUGCUGCCAUUGAUUCUGAGGCAGGUGAAGUGGAGAAAUUGCAGAAAAUGGAGAGAAUCCAUUUCCUUAACGUACGUGCUCAAUUAUCAGUCAACCCCCAAAGAGUAAACUGGUUUUAGUCGUGAUGAAUAUUAAAGUGAUGUCCAGUCAGUUAUGUUAAACUAAUAAAGCUACAAGUUGCAAAGGUGGAGCCGGGGGUCUCUUGGAAACAGCCUCCCUACUUCCGAGUAGGGGCAAGGUCUGCGUACACACACCCUCCCCAGACCCUACUGUAGUGGGUU